AUGAACGUUCCUCUCCUGCUUUUACUCCUGUUUCAGUUGCCUCGCUCUGCACUGCUUACGGGAUUUGAACGCGCGUAUUUGGAGCACCAACUUGUCGAGGAACGGCGCGUAUCAGGGCGCAGGACUGGAAGACUGUAUUGUAGAGUUGGAAUAGGUUUCCACCUUCAGAUUUACCCGGAUGGAAGAGUCAACGGGAGUCACGAACCUAAUACGUUAAGUGUGCUAGAGCUGUUUGCUGUGUCUCAGGGGGUCAUAGGGAUCCGAGGGGCUUUUAGCAACCGAUUUCUAGCAAUGAACCAGAGGGGAAGGCUUCAUGCGACUGAGAGCUUUACAGAUGACUGUAAGUUCAGGGAGCAGUUUCAGGAGAACAGCUACAACACAUACGCCUCAGUGAUCCACAAGAACCAUCGCACCGGCAGAGAGUGGUUUGUGGCACUUAACAAAAGAGGAAAAGCAAAAAUGGGGUCCAGUCCAAGAGUAAAGUCACAACACAUGUCUACACAUUUUCUGCCAAGGAUGAACUUACAUGAAAAGACUCAACAAGGAUUUACAAUAACAGACAAAGAGCAGGAAAAACUUCCACCUCCACAUCCAUCAACACCCUCUAUACUGAAAAUAGCAGUCAACUCUGGAAAGAAGAAUCGACCAGUAGUCAAAUACUGGCCGAAGUUUCGAUUUGGAUAA
Carassius carassius (crucian carp) is the source of this 684-nucleotide messenger RNA. Its product is annotated as fibroblast growth factor 5-like. Gene Ontology annotation, molecular function: fibroblast growth factor receptor binding; growth factor activity. The transcript is spliced from 3 exons. The coding region runs from base 1 to 684 and encodes 227 amino acids. Gene Ontology annotation, biological process: positive regulation of gene expression; positive regulation of protein phosphorylation; animal organ morphogenesis. Lineage: Eukaryota; Metazoa; Chordata; Actinopteri; Cypriniformes; Cyprinidae. Gene Ontology annotation, cellular component: cytoplasm. The record is from RefSeq and is a predicted model, not a curated record.